AUGUCAUCGUCAUCAUUCGUGUCAUCCGUCUUUCCAACUUACCUCCUCCACUCCAUCCCCUUCCGCAAGCGCGAUGUGAAAACAACUAAAAAUACCAACUCCACACCAAGCGAUUCCGAGACCCCCUCUAAACCACAAUCACCUGCCCCUUCAAGCAAUGACGCCGCGACCAAUGGCUCUGGUUUUCUCCACGGGCAUAAAUCCUACCUUCGCUGUGCCCGUUGCUCAGCAGAGCUUUGUCUAACCUCUCAAAUCAUCAGCAAGGGCUUUACAGGGCGGUAUGGACGUGCCUAUCUCGUCUCUGCCAAUCCGUCUACAGAUGAGAUCUCCAUAAGCCCGUCGUCCACACUGCAGCGCACCUCACUCCCCAACACAGUUACGCAGCAGCCGCUACCAAGACAGCUCGUCACGGGGGCGCAUAUGGUCAGUGACAUCACCUGUCGUUUUUGUGGGAGUCUUCUGGGCUGGAAGUAUGUGGCUGCAGAGGAAGAUUCGCAGAAAUACAAGGUUGGGAAGUUCAUAUUGGAGACGAAGGGGAUCAGUAUCUGCUCGUCCUGGGAAGGUAGUAAUUCUAAUGAUGGCUAUCAUGAUAACGGCAAUGCGUUUGAUUGUUUUUGUUCACACCGGUCGUCUGGGAGCAGUAGUGCGAUUCAGAGUAAUGGAAGUGGCAAUGAUGUGGAGUUUGAUAGCCAGGAUGAGGAGGAGUGUGAGGACUUGUUCUCUGGAAUGUGGAGUCCGUGGUUAGCGGAGAGAAGAAGGCGGGAUCGGAAUUUUGAAAGGCAUUCAUUGGUGAGGUGA
Molecule: messenger RNA, 798 nt
Organism: Paracoccidioides lutzii Pb01
Product: yippee family protein
Exons: 1
Coding region: 1-798 (265 amino acids)
Source: RefSeq, a predicted model, not a curated record